CUCCAGCGGUGGGAGGUGGAGGUGUGUGUGCGUCGGGAGGGAGCCGUCGUGGAUGAAGGGGAUAAACGGAGUUUGUUUUGGAUGGGGGACAACCGGGGGAAGAGCAGCAGAGUCCGUGAGAGAGUCAACGGCCAGUACCGACCUGCAGCUGGACCGAACCACAGCGAAUCAUGAUGUCCUCCCUGCUCCUUUCUAACACCCUCUGCAUCCUGCUGCUCCUCUGCAUCCCUGCAGUCAACACAGCAAAAUGUCCACAGCAGUGUAUCUGUGACCAGAUCCAGCUCACCGUGACCUGCGUCAACAAGAACCUGACCCAAGUUCCUCCUACUGUUGAUGAGAUCACAGUGAAAUUGGAUCUUCGAGGUAACGACAUCCAGGAGCUUCCUACUGGGGCUUUCAAACACACUCCUUACCUCACCCACCUGUCGCUGCAGCGCUGUAACAUCCGCAGGGUGAAGGAGGGGGCUUUCCGUGGCCUCGGUCGCCUGGUCUUCCUCAACCUGGCCAACAACAACAUUGACAUCCUCUACCAGGAGUCGUUCGAUGGUCUGUCCUCGCUGAAGCAGCUCAUGAUCGACCGUAACCGUGUGGAGGAGAUCCAGCCCGGAGCUGUCUCUCAGCUGGGCUUCCUCAACCUGCUCUCCAUCACACACAACCAGCUGGUCUACAUCCCCAACAUGGCCUUCCAGGGCUUGCAGAACAUCAAGUGGCUUCGUCUCAGUCACAACUCUCUGAACUUUUUGGACAUCGAGGCCUUUGCUGGUCUCUUUACGCUCACCCGACUCAGUCUGGACCACAACGAGCUGCAGUUCUUCCCCACUGAGACCAUGACCAGACUGCCAGAAGUGACUCGUCUUGAUCUGGGCUACAACCCUAUGACGUACCUGGGAGAGGAUGCGGUGUCCAUGGCCAAGCUGACCCACCUCUUCAUGGACCACAUGUCCCUGCAGGACCUGGCCAACACGGCUGUAUCUAAAUCCCCCAACCUCGUCCACCUGGACAUCAGCCACAACCAGCUGCGUGUCAUCCAGCCUUUUUCUGAAAGUUCACCCAAGCUGGCACGCCUCAACCUUGCAGGAAACCCCAUCUACUGCAACUGCUACCUGCGCCCGCUCAAAGAGUGGGCGAUCCGUAACAAAGUGAAGCUGAUGGGGACGUGUGGAGGACCGGCUCAUCUUUCAGGAGAGAAUCUGGAGGCCGUCUACCCUCCAGAGCUGCGUUGCCAGAGCCAGGAGGCCAUGCUGAAGGCGGAGUUCGAGGAAGCAACCAGGAACGCACCACCACCGACUGAGAAGCCCGAGAACAAGGUCAAGUGUCCCGCCAACUGUGUGUGUGAGGGGGAGACACACCACUCUUCAUGUGAGAACCGGGGCCACACUAAAGUUCCUCGGGGUUUCUCUCCCAACACGCGUCUCCUGGACCUUCGUGGAAACAACUUCCACUACAUCCCCAGCAACAGCUUCCCUGGUGUGGCCCAGGUGGUGUCUCUGCACCUGCAGCACUGCAAGAUCGUGGAGGUGGAGGGAGGAGCCUUCAGUGGGAUGAAGGGUCUCAUAUACCUUUACCUGUCCGAGAAUGACCUUACAUCCCUCAGCCCUGACGCCUUUAAAGGUCUACCUCAGCUCACUUACCUCCACCUGGAGAAGAACCGCUUCACCAGCUUCCCUAAAGGAGCCUUCAAACUGGUGCCCAGUCUGCUGGCACUUCACUUGGAGAACAACACCAUCACCAAGCUGGAGCCAGGUAUCAUGAGUGGAGCUGAAAGCCUCAGAGCCCUCUACCUCACCGGCAAUGCCAUCGAGAAUGUGUCGCCCAGAGCUCUGGACCAGGCCAGCGAUCUCGAUACCCUCCACCUGGGUGGAAACAAGCUGAAGGAGAUUCCUACUGAAGCCCUGAGGAAGGCUGGGAACCUCAGAGACCUCAGACUAUCUGGAAAUGUAAUCCGCUGGGUGGGGCCGAAUGCUUUUCUGCCCUUGGAGAGGUCACUGAAGGAGCUCUAUCUGGAUAACAUGGGACUGGAGAAAAUGUCACAGAACUCCCUGGCUGGACUGGGUCCAGGGCUGAGGAGUCUGUUUCUGGAGGGCAACCAGCUGGAGGAGGUGCCAGACCUCCAUCCACUCACUUCUCUGGAGGUCAUCAACCUAGCUGACAACCCUCUGAUGUGUGACUGCCCUCUGCUGCCACUACGCAUGUGGAUUGAGAAGGUUAACCUGAUGGUGCGAGCCACCUGUGCCAAUCCUCCUGAACUGAGAGGUCGAAGAGUCAAGGAUGUCCACGUUUUCAAAGCCUGCCCCGGGGGAGAGAGUCUGCCCACUGCCCCGACCGUCACCCCCAAGCCAGCCAAAGCCCCCAAAGCGACCAAACCCAAACCGAUGCACCUCAAUGGCCUUCGGCAGGUCAAAAUGCUCAAAGCCAAAUCCAAGCCUCGCAAGAGUCCAAAUGCAAAACAGGGAGCAGCAAAGAAAUCCUCCAAAACCACAAAAAGACGCAGCAUGGCUUAAAUCUGCUGCAUCUCACUUCUGUACUGUUUUUCCAGAAAUUCCAGUAAACUGGCAACAAAGAUUUUCAGGUUAAACAUCGGCCUGAACUCUCUGAC
This is a messenger RNA of Acanthochromis polyacanthus (spiny chromis), 2596 nucleotides long. RefSeq names its product chondroadherin-like b (gene chadlb). The record is from RefSeq and is a predicted model, not a curated record. Gene Ontology annotation, molecular function: protein binding. Lineage: Eukaryota; Metazoa; Chordata; Actinopteri; Pomacentridae. Bases 171 to 2501 code for a protein of 776 amino acids. Gene Ontology annotation, cellular component: extracellular matrix. The transcript has 11 exons.